AUGGACACAGAUGUGCUGAGGACAGAGACCAGACUCUCUGCUUUCAAGACCACGGGCACUCAAGCAGCACCUGCCUUUGGAAUGGGAGGACAGCAAACCUCAGGCUUUGGGCUGUCAAGCUUUCCUGUAAGCAGCAGCAGCAGCAGUACCAGUGCAAGCAGUUUCUCCUUUAAAGCCAGCUCCAGCCUCAUCAGUUCAACAUCAUCUGGGAGCAGCCCUGCUGCUGGGAGCUCUUCUGCUGCUGCAAAUCCCCCUGCAUUUGGGACAGCAUCCUCUCCCAGCACACCCCAAUCCCUUGGCUUUGGCAGCCCGGCCACUCCAUCCGCAGCCUCCUUCUCCUUCAAAGCAGCUGCCCCGGCUGGUGGCUUUGGGACUUCUGGCUUCUCAGGCUUUGGCAGUGCUUCUGCUGUGAACUCUGCAAGCACCACUCCAGCAGCCUUUGGAGCCUUUGGUGCCACCGUAGCCCCUUCUGGCUCGCCUUCCAGCGGUGCUUUAUUUGGACAGAGCGCCAGUGCCUCUGGGCAUCCUGUCACCUCAGCAUCUGCUGCAGCCACCAACUCCAGCCCUGCCUCAGAGAAGUUAUUCACACCCAAGAGCGAACUGUCAGCUGAAGAGUGGCAACAGUUUGAAGCAAAGGAGUUCACAAUUGGAAAGAUUCCUCUUAAGCCACCACCAUUAGAACUUUUAAAUGCUUUCGACCUUUUGAGUUUACUCUGAAAUGUUGUUAAUUUUUAUUUUUUUUCUCAAUUCUCUUCUGCAGAAACAAAUGCGCAAAUAUAAACUUUUGAACCUUAUUUUGGGAUGGACUUAUUACAUCUGAAAGAUAAACUGUUGAAACUAAAAUUGAACCUUUUCUUCUGUAUGCUGUCCUGUGAAAUUCUGUACAAAGACUAUAUGAAAAAUAUGGUGUCAAAAGAAAGAAUGUUUCAGUCAGGUAUUUAAAA
Messenger RNA from Motacilla alba alba, 944 nucleotides. RefSeq names its product nucleoporin NUP42-like. Bases 1 to 717 code for a protein of 238 amino acids. Gene Ontology annotation, molecular function: nuclear export signal receptor activity. Gene Ontology annotation, cellular component: nuclear envelope. Lineage: Eukaryota; Metazoa; Chordata; Aves; Passeriformes; Motacillidae. The record is from RefSeq and is a predicted model, not a curated record. The transcript has 3 exons.